AUGUCCCAAUCUUCGGUUCUCGCCACUAGCAUGGAUCAGGGAGGUUCCUUCCCCAAGGAUGAGUUGGACCCGGUCUUCAUUUCACCUGAAAUGCUGGUCACUCAUCUCCAGGAUACCAGAUGCUGUUCAGGGAGCUAUGAUGAUCUUUACGUGGGCAUCGGUUCACCGAUGCCCAAGGCCCGAAUCAAUCCCAUGAGUCUUGAUGCUAUGCUUGACAUCGAUCCUGAGCCGGUCAACUCAAUUCUCGAACUGACUGAGCCGCUCGAGCAAGUCAAAAACGGGCUGCGCGAGUUUGCAAUCCUCAUUGGUAUGAAGCUUCCACCCAUUGCCAUCCGAGACAUCACAUGGAAGACGGUCCAUGUUGCUCAAAACAUUACCGUUGGCUGCGAACCCGAGGAGGUUGAGGCCUAUGGGAUUGACUACGAUGUCAACGAUAACGACGACGACGACGACGACGACAACCAUACAAUCUUGUCGUCUGAUGUGGGCUCCAGCAACUCCUGCUCUCACUCGGACGGCUCAGGUGCAGCUUUCCUCAUCGGAUUACUCGGCAGUAUUGACAACCCUGUCUUCCUCGAAGCCGCUGACUUGCCCCUCUUGACCACCUUCGAGGGGUCAGAUGGCACCACGGAGCGGUCGGUCAUCUUCGCCAACGAGUUCUUCGAGAUCCGUCGAUCCCCCACAGCUGGAUGGGGUGCCUUUGCCGUCAAGACGCUCAGCAGAGGUGACCAGAUCCUCGUCGAGAAGGCUCUUUACCACGCCACCCAUGAAAACGUCACCUCCUCGGUCCAAGACCUUCCGGAGAAAGAGCGCGCGAUUGCGAACGACAUGUUCGCCUAUUACAGCCGCGAUGGCGAGACGCUCCAAGAAGCCAUCUGGAGCACCAACUCGUUUGUCUCUCGCCUCCCGACGAAGUCGAGCGCAGGCGCCGUCAACGGCAUUCGCCCGGGCUCCCAGGACGUAGCCGGCCUCUUCCCGGUUGCGGGCCGCUUUAACCACUCCUGCUUCCCCAAGGUCAGCUUUCGUUUCCGACCCGAGCACGACGCGCUGGUCUUCACCGUGCGCGACUGGAUCAUCGAGGCGGGCGACGAGCUGACCAUCUCGUACGGCAAAGACCCCUCCGUCCUGUACUACAAGUACGGUUUCGGCUGCGAGUGCGGCUAUUGCAGAGGUUUCGACCCGGCGACAUCUGAGUGGUACUGA
Colletotrichum graminicola M1.001 is the source of this 1203-nucleotide messenger RNA. RefSeq lists its product as uncharacterized. The transcript is spliced from 4 exons. NCBI's taxonomy places the organism in Eukaryota, Fungi, Ascomycota, Sordariomycetes, Glomerellales, Glomerellaceae. The coding region runs from base 1 to 1203 and encodes 400 amino acids. Gene Ontology annotation, molecular function: protein binding. The record is from RefSeq and is a predicted model, not a curated record.